This is a messenger RNA of Papilio xuthus (Asian swallowtail), 3037 nucleotides long. It is a transcript of the gene Septin4, whose product is annotated as septin 4. Lineage: Eukaryota; Metazoa; Arthropoda; Insecta; Lepidoptera; Papilionidae. The record is from RefSeq and is a predicted model, not a curated record. The transcript has 8 exons. Bases 587 to 1588 code for a protein of 333 amino acids. Gene Ontology annotation, molecular function: GTP binding.
AUUAACUUAUAAAUAUUUGUGGCCUUUCUUGACAACAUGGCUGGCUGUUAGGCUACUUUAUUAAUUCGUAUACAAUCAUUAUAUAAGUAAUAGGCCAGUAAACUCUGAUAUAUGUAGCUAGAAAUCAUUUUUUUUUAGUAUUCAUUAAAUAAUCCUACUACAUUAUUUCAAUUGGGUAAUUUGUAUGCAGAGAGUUAUCGCGCGUUGAUUAACAUUGCUUUCUUUUUAAUGUUAUGUUUGGGAAGUAGCGCGUGGGCUACGAUGAGGACCGGUCUCUGUGAAGGUCACUCGGUCACUGGACGCCGCGGACACGUAACCUCUUUACAAUUACGACGCAUCAUUAACCACUUGUCAAAGAUUAAAAUAAUUAAAAUUUUUAUUUGACAAUAUUAUAAACUGCAAAUGACCAUAUUCGUGUUGUUAGACCGAAUCACCCAGGAGCACUGCGACGGGUCUAAAAGGAGUCUAUGUCGACACAGGACUAAGUAUAGAAAGGGAUCGCGGUGAGCGCGACUACAUCGGUUUUGCGACGCUGCCGGAGCAGGUUCACCGUAAGUCCGUGAAGCGAGGCUUCGACUUCACGCUGAUGGUGGUCGGCGAGUCCGGUCUCGGCAAGUCCACGCUCAUCAAUAGCCUCUUCUUGGGCGACCUCUACAGAAAUAGAACAAUACCCGAUGUACACGAUAGAUUAGAAAAGACGACAACUAUAGAGAAAAAGACGAUGGAGAUCGAAGAGCGAGGCGUACGACUUCGGUUGACGAUAGUGGAUACGCCUGGUUUCGGGGACGCCAUCAACUGCGAGGACUCGUGGCGGGUCUGCUCCGCAUACGUCGACGACCAGUUCCGGCAGUACUUCACCGACGAGAGCGGCCUCAACCGCAGGCACAUGCAAGACAACAGAGUGCAUUGCUGCCUUUACUUCGUACCGCCAUGGGCUCAUAGCCUGAGGCAAGUGGACGUGGAGAUGAUGCGGCGGCUGCACAGGAAGGUGAACAUCGUGGUCGUCAUCGCCAAGGCAGACUCACUAACUGUCAUGGAAGUUAAGAAACUCAAAGCGCGCAUACUUCAGGACUUAGAAGAUUAUCAAAUACAAGUGUACCAAUUCCCCGAGUGUGACAGUGACGAGGACGAGGAAUUCAAACAGCAGGACCGUGAGCUAAAAGCGGCGGUGCCUUUCGCCGUGGUCGCUGCAGACACCGUCAUGGAGGUCGGCGGUCGGCGCGUGCGCGGCAGACAGUAUCCAUGGGGCAUCGUUGACGUGGAGAACCCGCGUCACUCGGACUUUACGAAGCUGCGCACGAUGCUGAUCUCGACGCACAUGCAGGACCUGAAGGACGUGACGCAGGACGUGCACUACGAGAACUUCCGAGCGCAAUGCAUCUCGCAGAUAUCGCAGCACGCAUUGCGAGAACGAGGAAAACUGAAGAGAGAUUCCAUGGGCAAUAACAAUGAAGUAGUUUUUACAGACACCGAUCGUUUAUUACUACAAAAAGAUGAAGAGAUUCGACGCAUGCAGGACAUGUUGACUCAAAUGCAGGAGAAACUCAAGGCUUCCGAUAAAAAGCACGACAGCAUUAUAGAUGUAUAAAACAUAGACUGCAAUAUUUAGUUGUAGCGUUAUUUAUAAACGUAUUAUAAGGUUCAAACUUUAAGGCAGCUUGUGGUUAGCUGCGAGCAAAUAUCAGCAGCCGACACUCUCUCAGCACCUAAAUUUUUGUCUGUGCGGCGUCUCUUAUGAAAUUGCGAUCCGCCAUAAAGUUUGAAUAGCACUGUACCUUUUCCCAUAGAUAGUAGUUAACUAUAAACCUCUUGAUAUUUAUGGAUUGGAUUGAUAUAGAGAACUUAUUGUCAAUAACGGGAACGAGGUGUAAAUAUUAAUUAGUUAAUAAACUAGUUACCUAGUUAUUCUGCUGAUUUUAGAACUAAAUAUAUAUUCUAUUGAUAUUAAUAGUCUAAUAAAUUAAUUAUUAGAAUUUUAUUGUAAUUUUUUUCACUAUUUAAAGAUCUGUUUUAACAGACUUAUAAAAAAUUUUUAAAACCUUAAUAUUGUAGUUGAAUUACUUUAUUAUUUGUUUACAAUUAAGUUUUUGCCUAGAGUUAUUAAUAAUUCACAAAAUAAAUGCUAAUACUGAAAAAAAAAUCACUUUGUUAGCUUGAAUAACUUACCCGAGUACCUAAAUAUUGUAGACGAUACAUAAUGCGGUUGUUAUAAAUUGAUGUGCCAGUUACAAAACAAUAGUACGAAAACUUAAAAAGGUAAAACCGACCAGAAAGUGUAUACACACUAUUUAAUAUUAUGUUUUAUUUACCAUAUCAAUUAAUUUAGUUAACUGAAGUGUCAACGUAACAUAAAGUUAGAGUAGCAGAAUUUAAGUAGAAUUAUUUCGUUAUGUGUUUUAAUAAGUAGAAAUUGUAGUAAACAAAUGAAGGUUGAAUUUUCAAAAGAAAUAUUUUUACUCGCCAGAUUCCAAAUAAUGUAACCGAUUUGUUACACUCGUAUUACGACACUAUCGCCAUUCUUUUCAUUAUCUUUAAAAAAUCAAAGAUAGCAAUAUUGUUCUUAAGUGUCACGAUAUUAGAAAUUUACCUUAAUAGGUAAUUCUUAUCCUUUAUCAACCAAACGUAGCCAUACCUUUGCAAAUCAACCUCUAGUUAAAUUAAAAAAAUAAUUAAAUAAAAUUGUCGACAUAACUUCAUUGAGACCUAAAACCUAGCUCAGUGAUUUUAAAGCAGACCUACAAAUCCAUAAUUAUUUAUGCGAUCGAAUGUAAUAGAAUAAAAGAUCGACCUAAUCGUGUCAUCAAUAUACACAGUGAUAAAUAUUUUUAUUAACAACGGUUGUAACAAAGUUUUAUUAAGGUUUUUCAUUAUUUUUGUAAGCGAACUUUAAUAGUAUGUUUGUAAGCAAUGAUACUAUGUAUUUGUAAUUAAAUUUAAUCACUUUACAAUUUUCUGUAGCAAAGUAUUUUAAACAUAACUCAUAAAUAGACAAAUUUAUCUAUUUCUGUGUAUAUUAAUAGCUAAAAAAAGAUUUUGC